This is a messenger RNA of Nerophis lumbriciformis (worm pipefish), 1875 nucleotides long. Its product is annotated as voltage-dependent calcium channel gamma-6 subunit-like. Gene Ontology annotation, biological process: regulation of calcium ion transmembrane transport via high voltage-gated calcium channel. NCBI's taxonomy places the organism in Eukaryota, Metazoa, Chordata, Actinopteri, Syngnathiformes, Syngnathidae. Gene Ontology annotation, cellular component: membrane; L-type voltage-gated calcium channel complex. The record is from RefSeq and is a predicted model, not a curated record. Gene Ontology annotation, molecular function: calcium channel regulator activity.
CCCGCGCCUUUUUAGGCAGGAGCGCAGCCGAACUGGACAUCAGCAUUCCAUCUCUGUCCUUUGACCUGGCAAAUGACUCACUCAUGAUUCGUUCACGAUGACUCUUUUGUGGAGUCGCACGUUUCGGUCAAAGCUGGCAUUUUCCCCCAACAAAAGGCAGACGUCCGCCUUCUGCUGAAGAUGUUUUUAUGAACACUUUUCGUUUAUUUUCUUCAAAUCGCAAAAUCCGCUUGUACUUUUUUUAUACUUGACUUCCCACUGCCUAUUCCUCACCAUCACGUCCGCUAAGGUCGGUCCUCGCCGACAUGUGGUCGACCUUUCUGGUGACUGACGAGGAGGGCCGUGGCGUGGGACCUGCCGCCGCCGGCACUGCUGCGCCAGCUGGCGCGGCCCAAAGCAUGGGGGGCCUGGCCGGCCUCAUGAGUGGACGCAGCACGUUCGGAGGCAACAAGCGGCGCAGGACGGGACAUGUCAUGACGGAGGCCCAGGAAGGAAAGAUCAAGCUGGCCUUCUUCGUGGCCAUUGUGGGCGUAGUUUUGACGGUCCUGGGGGUGUGCACAGAGUUUUGGGUAGAGCUGGCACCUUCAAAGAGUUUCUACGACAACCAGACAUGUCCGGCGGUCCACUUGGGCCUGUGGAAGGGAUGCACCAAGACGCUGUGGGUGGCCGACAUCGACCCUGCCAGAGAGAGCUGCGGACCCGCUGAGCUGCCUGGAGAAUCCAACUGCACCUACUUCAAGUUCUUCACCACAGGGGAGAACACCGUAGUGUUCAACAAGACGACACACAAGAAUUUGAACGUGGCGGCGGCCAUGUUGUCCCUCUUCAGCUUGGUGCUGAUGGUGAUGGGCGCCAUCUGCAUCAGCAUGGCGCUAAGCAAGGAUAUCGUCUUCUUCCUCAAGCCUGCCUCCAUCUGCUUCAUCCUGUCAGGCGUCCUGGUCCUCCUGUCCCUGUUGGUCUUCCAACAGGCGGUGUGGGCGCUCCUGGAUAGCGACCACUCUGUCCCCCUCCAUCACCAGUUCUCGUGGUCCGUGUCCUGCCUGGGCUGCGCGGGGCCCAUCCUCAUCGUGGGCGGGGUGCUCUUCCUGCUCUUGGCGCUGCCUUACAGCCCCUGGCAGAGGUGCCUCCCUCACAGCGACAGCAGCAGCUAGUGGCCCGGAGGCCGUAUUGCACUUUGUGUCAGCGUGGGCUGGGGGGAGGGGCUAUGGAGGCAUUUUCGGAAAGACGUUUGGCUAAAGGUGUUUACUUUACUACAAUGUAAACAUCCAAUAUGGAGUCUUAAAGCUCAGAUGGGAUCCACAGACAAUCCUGCCUCAUUUAAACGAUUCAUUCUCUCUCAACUACAGUUGUCUCCGGCCUGCAAGCUAAUAUUGUUUGGCUUGCUAUGACAGCGUUGUCCAUUGUUUCCAACCGAGGGUCACAUUUUGAAAAAAUUCAAUAAAGCAUGCGGCGGCCAUUUUGAUAUUUGACAUUUUUAGGAAACCAACCAAGCUGCAAGCUGAUAAGUUAAAGUUAAAGUACCAAUGAUUGUCACACACACACUAGGUGUGGCGAAAUUAUUUGACCCAUCACCCUUGAUCACCCCCUGGGAGGUGAGGGGAGCAGUGGGCAGCAGCGGUGGCCUCGCCCAGAAAGUGAAAUAUAUCUAAAGAAAAAACAGCUUUGUAUUAUAAGUGAUGACCCUUUUCUCCCUGUAUUUAAAAUUUGUGCUCGUUUUCAUCCCUUUUUUGUUUGCAUAUUACAAAUAUUCAAACUUAGUUUUUUCUGAAAUUCAAUUUGAAAAUGUAUCUUAUUUCUUUAAUAUUUUGACUUAAUUUUUUCGUCUUUAUUCCUUUUUUCCAACUUUUUUUUUGUUUGUUUGUUCCUCAUAUUAUU